Molecule: messenger RNA, 3810 nt
Organism: Cygnus atratus (black swan)
Lineage: Eukaryota; Metazoa; Chordata; Aves; Anseriformes; Anatidae
Gene: NPC1L1
Product: NPC1 like intracellular cholesterol transporter 1
Exons: 18
Coding region: 1-3810 (1269 amino acids)
Cellular component (GO): membrane
Source: RefSeq, a predicted model, not a curated record
AUGGCAGCGUCCCCGGUGCUGGCCAGCGCGGUGCUUGGCACCGUCCUGGCGCUGGCCGCACCGGAGCUGACGCCGAUCCACCGCGCUGGCUACUGCGCUUUCUACGACGAAUGCGGGCGCAACCCUGAGGUGAACGUCUCGCUGGUGUCCUCCAACGUGCCCUGCCUGUACAACCAGCCGGCGCGGCUGGCCACAGGCGCGGUGCUGCAGCUGCUGCGCUCCGUCUGCCCCGAGCUGGUGCGCGGGGACAACGAUACGUGGGUGUGCUGCACGCUGCGGCAGCUCACCGCCCUGCAGGUCAGCGUGGCUCUGUCCGGCACCGUGCUGGCCCGCUGCCCCUCCUGCUCCCGCAACUUCGCCAACCUCUACUGCAACAACAUCUGCAGCCCCAACCAGAGCCUCUUCACCAACGUCACCCGCAUGGUCAACCGCACCACGGUGCUGGGGGUGCAGGAGGCCGUGGUGGAGUACCAGUGCUUCUACAGCCAGCGCUACGCCGAUGCCGCCUUCGACUCCUGCAAGGGUGUGCGGCUUCCGGCCACAGGGGGCUACGCCAUCGACACCAUGUGCGGCAUCUACGGCGCCCGGCUCUGCACCACGCAGCGCUGGCUCAACUUUCAGGGCGACAAGAACAACGGGCUGGCCCCGCUGCAGAUCGACUUCCAGCUGGUGCCCAACGGCACACAGCCCGGCGACGGCAUCGAGCCGCUGGACGAGCGGGCGUGGGGCUGCAGCGAGGCACUCAGCUCCGACCAGCAGCCCUGCUCCUGCCAGGACUGCGCCGAAUCCUGCCCGCCCGUGCCCGCGCCGCCCAGCCCUGCGCCGCCUUUCCGCUUGGGCGCCGCCGACGGCGCUUUGGUCAUCUGCGCGAUACUCUUUGGCUUCUUUGCUCUCGUCUUCCUCACUGCCUUGAUGUGCCGCAGGAAGAAGAAGAAGGCGGCAGUGCCGGCUCCUCGUAGGGGCUGCGCGGUGCAGUUGGGCACCUGCAGCCACCACUUCCUGGCCAGUGUUUUCUGCCACUGGGGCACACUGGUGGCCGGGCACCCGCUGCCGGUGCUGGUGGUGGCGGUGGUGGUGGCGGCCGGGCUGUCAGCUGGGAUGGCGACCCUGCAGCUCACCACUGACCCCGUGGAGCUGUGGUCGGCGCCGGGCAGCCAGGCGCGGCAGGAGAAGGCGUUUUACGAUGAGCACUUCGGGCCCUUCCUGCGCACCUGCCAGGUGAUUGUGACAGCGCGGGACCAGCGCCCGGGGGCCACCUACGACUCGGUGGUGCUGGGCGCCAAGAACUUCAGCGGGGUGCUGUCAGCCGAGGUGCUGCAGGAGCUGCUGGAGCUGCAGGAUCAGCUGACGGGGGCGAGCGUCUGGGUGCAGGAGGAGGGCAGGGAGGUGACGCUGCAGGACAUCUGCUACGCGCCCCUCAACCCCUCUGGGCCCAGCCUGGCCGACUGCUGCAUCAACAGCGUGACGCAGUACUUCCAGAACAACCGCACCCGCCUGGCCAUGGUGGCCACCCAGACCGUGGGCAAGGAGACCGGCACCGUGGACUGGCACGAUCACCUCAUCUACUGCGUCAACUCCCCGCUCUCCUUCAAGGACAUCACGGCGCUGGAGCUGAGCUGCAUGGCUGAGUAUGGGGGGCCCGUCUUCCCCUACAUCGCCCUCGGCGGCUACCCGGACUCCGAGUACACGCAGGCGGAGGCGCUCAUCAUCACCUACUCCCUCAACAACUUCCCGCGGAGCGACCCGCGGCACAAGUGGGUGCUGAGCUGGGAGCAGCGCUUCCUCGAGGUGGUCCGCGACUUCCAGCGCAACCACAGCCAGAACCUCUCCAUCUCCUUCAUGGCUGAGCGCUCGCUGGAGGACGAGAUCAACCGCACCACGGGCGAGGACAUCCCCGUCUUCGCUGUCAGCUACCUGGUGGUCUUCGCCUACAUCGCCCUGGCACUGGGCGAGUACACGGCCUGGCGCCGCGUGCUGGUAGAGUCAAAGGUGACGCUGGCAUUGGGCGGCAUCGCCGUGGUGCUGGGUGCCGUCUUCGCCUCCAUGGGCUUCCUGGCACUGCUGGGGCUGCCUUCGUCCCUCAUCAUCCUCGAGGUCGUGCCCUUCCUUGUCCUCGCCGUGGGUGCCGACAACAUCUUCAUCUUCGUGCAGGAGUACCAGCAGCAGUCGCAGCGGGAGGCGGGCGAGACGCGGGAGCAGCACAUCGGGCGGGUGCUGGCGCAGGUGGCACCCAGCAUGCUGCUGUGCAGCCUCUCCGAGGUCAUCUGCUUCCUCCUGGGCGCCCUCUCCUCCAUGCCCGCUGUCCGCACCUUCGCCCUCACGGCCUCUGUGGCCAUUGCCUUCGACUUCCUCCUCCAGAUGUCGGGCUUCGUCGCCCUUCUGGCCCUUGAUGCCCGCCGGCAGGAGGCCGCCCGCUUCGACAUCUGCUGCUGCUGUGGGACAGAGAAGGAGGGUCCCACGGGGCCGGGCUUGCGGGUGCUGCGCCCCUUCCUGAGCCACUUCUACACCCCGCUGCUGCUACACCGCCUGAUCCGGCCCCUGGUGGACUCCUACAUGCUGCAGUACUUCUCCGACAUGAACCAGUACCUGCCCGUGGGGGUACCCACCUACUUCGUCACCACCAGCGGCUACAACUUCUCCUCGCCCGAGGGCACCAACGGCAUCUGCUCCAGCGCUGGCUGCGACGACAACUCGCUGACGCAGAUGAUCCAGUACGCCACGCGCUUUCCCAAUGUGUCCUACCUUGCCAUCCCCGCCACUUCCUGGGUGGACGACUUCCUCGACUGGCUCAACCCCACUGGCCGCUGCUGCCGCAUCCACCUCUUUGGGAACCUCACCGGGCAGUUUUGCCCUUCCACCAGCAACGACAUCAGCUGCGCAUUGGGGCAAUGCCUGAACGCCACGCGGCGGCCGACGGUGGAGGAGUUUGAGCGCUUCCUGCCCUGGUUCCUCCACGACCUCCCCACCCUGCAGUGCGCCAAGGGCGGCCUGGGUGCCUACGACACGGCAGUGAGCAUGGACGCCAACGGCACCAUUGUGGCCUCGCGGUUCAUGGCGUACCAGCGGCCUCUGCGGACCUCACAGGAGUACACGGCAGCGCUGCGGGCCGCCCGCGCCCUGGCUGAAAACAUCACCGGCACCCUGCGCCAGGUGCCCGGCACCGACCCCAAUUUCCGCGUCUUCCCCUACACGGUGACGUACGUGUACUACGAGCAGUACCUGACAGUGGUGGGUGAGGGCCUGUUCACGCUGGCACUGUGCCUGGUGCCCACCUUCCUCGUCUCCUUCGUGCUGCUGGGCAUGGACCUGCGCUCCAGCGUCGCCACCCUCAUCACCAUCACCAUGAUCCUGCUGGACACCGUGGGCAUCAUGGCCCUCUGGGACAUCCCCUACAACGCUGUGGCCCUCAUCAACCUCGUGGCGGCCGUGGGCAUCUCGGUGGAGUUCGUGUCCCACCUCACCUGCGCCUUCGCCCACAGCACCAAGCCCACCCGUGUGGAGCGUGCCGCCGAGGCCACCAUCACCAUGGGCAGCAAGGUGGUGGCCGGGGUGGCCAUGACCAACCUGCCGGGCAUCGUGGUGCUGGCCUUCGCCAAGGCGCAGCUCAUCCAGAUCUUCUUCUUCCGCCUCAACCUCAUCAUCACCCUCGCCGGCCUGGCGCACGGCCUCGUCUUCCUCCCUGUCCUCCUCAGCUACAUGGGACCCAGUCCCCAGGCGACACCGGGGGACAGCAAGGGCAGCGCAGGGCCAGACAUGGGGCUGGCCCUGGGCAACCCCUGCUUCGAGGGCUCGGUGCGCCAGCAGCGCUGA